CCGUGUCUCUCAGUGAGAGUGAAUUGCAGAAAUUGUGCUUAGGUUUUAUGGAAGAAAACAACAAAGAUGGAACUUGAACCACGAAUUGCAGUGUUACAAGAUUUGCGUUUGCAAUCUUUCGAUUCCAUACGAUUUGCAUCGUAUCGCACAGCAUCAAAGUUGCGACAUAUUCAAAAAUCCACCAAUUUACACCUCGUGGAUAUCUAUAAUGUAAUUGAGGCGUUUCGCGAAAAUGGAUUAAACACCCUUGAGCCACAGAGUGAAGUGAGUGUAGCUCGUCUGGAGACUCUCGUAUCUUCACUCUAUCACAAUUUGAACAAGCGCCUUCCCACGGCUCAGCAAGUCCCGGUGGACUCUAAGGCGAGCCUACUACUCAACUGGCUCUUGGCCGCCUACACCACUGAUAAUUCGGGGAAAAUCAAGGUUUUCUCCAUUAAAGUGGCUCUGGCAACUAUGUGUGCUGGAAAGUUGGUGGAUAAAUUGCGAUAUGUCUUCUCCCAAAUCUCCGAUGGGAUGGGACACUUGCUGCAUUUCAAACUGGGUGAGUACUUAAAGGAAGUUCUCACUCUAACAGCCGCUGUCUAUGAGUCCCCAACAUUUCAUUAUACGGAAAAUCUCGAGACGGAGCUCUUUCCGCUGGAUUCCAAAGUUACCGUCAAUGACUUCAUGGUGGCCCUGAUGUCAGAACCGGGUCCGCCGUGUCUCGUGUGGUUGCCACUGUUGCAUCGGAUGGCCAGUGUGGAAAAUGUUGUACAUCCCACAAUCUGUUCCGUAUGCCACAGAGAGAAUUUUACUGGGUUUCGCUACCGUUGUCAGAAAUGCCAUGCGUAUCAACUGUGUCAGGAUUGCUUCUGGCACGGACGUGUCUCCCUCAGUCAUCUGACUGACCACGAAGUCAAGGAAUAUUCCACCUACAAGUCACCCAGCAAACAAAUUGGUCAUUCGUUGCGCAAGAGUUUUCGCUGUGUACCCGAUAAGCCGACUCAGGCUCUACCACGAUUCCCAGAACAGCCAGAGAAGACUCUAAAUCUCUCUCAUAUCGUGCCACCGUCGCCAUUGCCGUCCCACAAUGGCUUUAGCGAUGCUGGAGCGAUGGCUGGACUCUUUGAGCGGAGUAGCACGCUGGAUUCGAGGGCCACGGGUUGCUCUAUGGAGAGUGCUGGGACGUCGCUGAACAGGGCGGCUGUGAUGUCAAAUGAUGAGGAGCACAGACUGAUUGCACGCUAUGCAGCCCGAUUGGCGCAGGAAAAUCGCACCCCAAAUGCUCCUCCGUCUGAGAAUGUCAAUGUGGAUGGGGCACGUCAGCAGAGGGAGCUUAUUGCUCAGCUGGAGGCCAAGAAUAAGGAGAUUAUGCGAGAAAUUGCUCGACUGAGACGGCAGCAAGAGGCAGAGCAGAUGAAUCAGGAGAGUCCGGCACUGAUGAAUGAACUGAGGGCACUGAGGCAGAGAAAGGGCGAACUUGAGGGUCAUUUAGGUGCUCUCCAGGACUCACGGCGUCAAUUGAUGGCCCAACUGGAGGGAUUGAUGCGUAUGCUGAAGAAUCAUCAAACUUCCAGUCCUCGGUCUACGCCAAACUCCAGUCCACGUUCAGGAAAGAGCCCUCCUCUGCCACAAGGUCCUCAGAAUACCAUCACGAGGAAUACGGCACACCAGACGCAAAUGACUGGUAUUCCCGGAAACAAUUUGAAUGAUAAUAUGCCGCAAUUGGGUGGAGAUGGAAGAUCAAACUUUGCUGCAGCUCCACCAUCAAAUGGAACACCGCAUCUUGGAACAGCCGGCAGGCCAAUUCGUACGGAUUUGCACUUUGCAGCUGAUUCUGUAACUCAUGCCAUGUCAUCUCUUGUUCGAGAAUUGAAUUCUGAAGGAUCAGAAGAUGAGACAACGAAAAAUAUUCAAAAAUCUCUGGAUUUCGAUGACUCGCAGAAUUAUCAGGAUUGGAGUGAGAAGGAUAAUUCAAAUAGUCAGUGGCAGGAGCAAUUUGCUCAGUGGAAUAUAAAUACCCAAAAGUAGAGACAGAAAAUAACGCCAAAUCUUUUGAAAAUCUAUUCCUUUGAUAAGUGCAUUUUGCAAAUCGGUUCUCUUUUUUUUUGUUCAAUUUACCUUCGGAGAAUCUCAUCAGAUGGAUAUUUGAGUGAGUGAAAGAUAAAACAUUCCCUUGCGGAAGAACGAAAUCUCCCAAUUUUGGUGAUUUCCUUAAAAAAAAAGAAUAACGUAUACACUUCCGUUACUUAAGUUUUCUUGCAAUGUAUUUCCGCAAAGCACGCAAUGUGCAUCCAAGCGGUAGAAUUGUAUAGUUUUCCACAUUGUUAUUGUUAAUAAUUUUAAUUGAGAAAAUGAGAGUUUUAAAUUAUCUACUUAAAAAGUAUUAAGUGUAGGGCCUAAUAUUAUAUAUUUGCUGAGUACCUAAAAUAGGAAGGAGCAUCAUUAAUUCCUGCAAGAAUUAGCAGUGAGUAGAGAGUAGUAGAAAUGUCGAAGGACUCUUUUUUUUUAACUGCUGAGGUGUCCCAAUCUAAAAUAAUUUAAUAAACAUGCAAUUUAGCAAAACUUUCUUCCACAAAAAAGCAACUAAACCACGCACAAAUCAAAUCUUCCUGAUUGUUUUAUAAAAGGAAGAAGCUAGCUCGUAGAGAACCUACAAUAAUUACCAUAAAA
This is a messenger RNA of Phlebotomus papatasi, 2652 nucleotides long. Its product is annotated as dystrobrevin beta. The transcript is spliced from 9 exons. The record is from RefSeq and is a predicted model, not a curated record. Gene Ontology annotation, biological process: synaptic signaling. Lineage: Eukaryota; Metazoa; Arthropoda; Insecta; Diptera; Psychodidae. Gene Ontology annotation, molecular function: zinc ion binding. Gene Ontology annotation, cellular component: synapse; plasma membrane. Bases 67 to 2010 code for a protein of 647 amino acids.